CACUUCCUCACGGUCUGAGGUAUAAGUCCGGACAGCUCACCACCAAAUUUCAUUCAAACUUGGACAUCAUUCAGAGAAGAAGAACCGGAUCAAACAGCGGGAUGUAUUCAGAGCUGGAGUGCGGUAUUUGUUACAGGAUCUACAACGCAGGUCGGCGGUGUCCCCGGGAGCUCCAGUGCAAACACAGCUUCUGCCAGAGCUGCCUUCUGGCCCUUUCACGACCCCUGGGACCCGACGAGGCCGACAGAUCAAUCCUCUGCCCGCUGUGCCGACACACCACAUCCAUCUCCGGAGAGGGGAAGGUGAGAGCCGAGCUACGGGUGGACGAGGGUAUCCUGGAGCGGCUUGUGGCUGCGGGGGUCCUCGACGAAGAGGAGGACGACCCUGAGGAGGAGGAAGCGGCUCACGUUCAGGACGGCUGUGACGACGACAGCAGCGAGGAGGCGACGCCUCCCGAGACUCCAGCCGAGGAGAGUGAGGCGUCAGAGGGCUCCAGAGGUGAGAGGGUCCGGCGGUGUUGGCGGAAAGUUUGGCAGAAGAUCAGCGGGAAACGCUCAAGGCAGAGGAGUGGAGAAAACUGUAUAACCGGUGAUGACAUGAGGAACCUCGCCAUGAUGUCCUGUUACAUGUUUUAGGAGUCUACAGCUUAAGAAACCCUGGAUAAUGUGAUACUUAAUUUAUUUUCAAUGGAUAAAAUUUCGUGAUGCAACAAAUGACGACGACGAUGAUGAUGAAACCUUGCUGGCAAGACACAUGAACAUCAAUACGAUUUAAGUUAGCUUUUCAGCUUUCUGAUUGCUCAUUUAAAUGAUGACUGUCAUGGCUGAUGUGUUCAAAUGAGAAAAACUUGUGAAUUUUGAGAGUGGCAGCUGAGUUUUUUGGUCCAUUAACGCACUUAUAUAUAUAUGUUAUUUAUUCUUUACAUGAUUGUAUUUUCUAUAUUUGUUACCUAUUUACGGAAAAAUAAAUAAGCUCUGUUCUU
Molecule: messenger RNA, 982 nt
Organism: Scatophagus argus
Lineage: Eukaryota; Metazoa; Chordata; Actinopteri; Scatophagidae
Product: E3 ubiquitin-protein ligase-like
Exons: 2
Coding region: 102-635 (177 amino acids)
Biological process (GO): protein ubiquitination
Molecular function (GO): ubiquitin protein ligase activity
Source: RefSeq, a predicted model, not a curated record